CGUUAAGAUUUUGUUUGUUGUGGUUUUUGAAGUCACUGUACAUAUUUCGGCAUCUUCGGCUUUUUUGGGAUAUUUUUGUUACGAAAUGAAUCGAUUGGAACCCAGAAAGCAUAGUCCAGCUAAAGUUUUUGCUGAGUUUACUUCAAUGGGUGAAAAUGAGGGUGUAAAUCCGGAAAAAAUGGACUCGAAACUCGAAGGAGCGUUUGACAAUAGACGAGAAAUUCAGAUAUUCGAGACUGGAGAAGUAACUCUUCCUCCUGAUAAAGCUAAGGUUUCGAUUGUCUGUUCCAAUACCAAGGUAAGCGACUAAGGCGAAUUUGUAUAAUUAUAUUGAUGAAGGGAUUAACUGAGAGGUAGUUCUCAGUAAAACUGCGUGUUUAUUCGAAAGCUGAAAAACCUGAUGCACAGAGAAAACGAACACGGUUUUACCUGCAAGUAGCUUAUUGCUGUGACUGGAAGUUGUUUAAUUUUUUAUCUAUAGGAAUCUGUGGAGGAGGUGAAGACAAGUGUAAAUCGCAGAGUCGACUACGUUCUGCAGACUUUGAAAUCUCAUCAUGUCAAAGACUUUAUCGUUCACAAAAUUUUAAACAGAAUCAAUAACCUAUAUCAAAUGGAAAUUGAAGUAGUUGUAGAAUUCAGUGAUUUCUCCAAGUGUGAAGAAGUGUGUAACCUGCUUGUGGAAAAGCUCGAUGAAACAGUGAAAGUAUCAAGUCCUGUGCUAUAUCACACAGCUAGCAAGCUUGAAUCAUUAAGGUAAGAUAAAGGAUGCAGUCUACUUGCAACACGACCCACGCACUGAAACUUGCAAGCUCAAACUGGAAGAAUCUUGAUACUGACUACCUUAUUUCCAAAUUAAAACAGGAAUCUCUACAGUAACUUAUUUAUGUUUACUAAAUAUAUUAUUGAAAGCCUUACCUUGGACCCACAUUCACCUUAGCUACCUCAAGGGCUGUAAUACUGCAGUGCACUCACAGAAGUGACAAUCGAGGUCUCUCUCCUUACAGCAUCUAGUUUCUCCUUUAAGUGUCACCUCUUAAUCAAACAUUAAGGUCAUUAGAAUUUUGGAAACGAUCAAAAAGUACAGGAGCUCUUGAUUGUUAAGCAAAAUCUCCUUGACAGCACCUUAGGAAAAAUAUAGACAGCAUGGAGAAUAUGCAUACUGAUCUUGGGGUGGAAAAGGCUAAUAUUAUUAUAUAUUAUCAACCCAAAAUAAAAGUAACGGGUAGAAAAAAAAAUUACGAAAAAGGGAUUUUUUUGGUUUUCAACACUAACUUCUCAGAGCCACAAUCACAAGAAUUGCAUAAGAUACAUACUGUAGAGAAGUUUUAUCAGGAUCUUUGGAGUAAAAAGGUUGAGAACUGCUUGCAGUGAUGUCAUUGUCAACUAAAUCAGUAAGCUGUGGGAUUCUUUGAGUGUAGUGCUUCCAGGGAUAGGUAGAUCAUGGAUCAUGUGCUUUUUAAUUAUGGAUUAUAAGAAACCAACUUGAAGGUCAUGUUGCUUAGAAGGAGAAGGCUGCCCUCCUCAACUCUUUCUUUGCUAGUCCCUCUCCAGUCAAAGUGUGUGCACUUAGUCUGCAGAUUCAGAAAUCCCCUAACCCCCGACUAACAGAAAAGGCAAACUUUUUCCAUAUUUUAUUUAUCAUUUUGCUUCAGACGGCAAGCCUGUGUUUGUGCAGUCAGAAAUGCAAAGAGCAAAGCUCUAGAAGUUGUUCAAAUGUUCAACCAAUCGCUUGGACCACCAAUCCUGAUACGAGAGGAGCAUUAUGAAGAAUUUGUAGGAAACAGUAGAGAGAUGUCAAUUGAAAACAAGGAUAUGGAACAACUGACUUUUCAAGAAAAGGUUGCUGUAGCAACAGUUACAGUCACUGUCAAGAUCUUUACAAUAUUUGAGAUAAGAGAAAAAAUGAAAGCACGCAAGCAGAAGUGAAACAUUGAAUGCCAGACAGAACACUGAAGGAUGGUAGUAUUUAUAUAUUAUCAAGACUGUAUUUUCAGCAUCCUACUAAUUUAAACUUUUUAAAAAAUGAG
Molecule: messenger RNA, 2027 nt
Organism: Pocillopora meandrina
Lineage: Eukaryota; Metazoa; Cnidaria; Anthozoa; Scleractinia; Pocilloporidae
Source: the annotation of a GenBank genome assembly